Messenger RNA from Xenia sp. Carnegie-2017, 665 nucleotides. Its product is annotated as delta-1-pyrroline-5-carboxylate dehydrogenase, mitochondrial-like. Gene Ontology annotation, molecular function: L-glutamate gamma-semialdehyde dehydrogenase (NAD+) activity. The record is from RefSeq and is a predicted model, not a curated record. The coding region runs from base 76 to 468 and encodes 130 amino acids. Gene Ontology annotation, cellular component: mitochondrial matrix. The transcript has 7 exons. NCBI's taxonomy places the organism in Eukaryota, Metazoa, Cnidaria, Anthozoa, Malacalcyonacea, Xeniidae.
AAAUGUGAAAACGUGAUUAUUUUGGCUGGUGGAAUUUCAGAUGAUAGAGUUGGUUACUACAUUGAACCAACUAUUAUGGAGGUAAAAGAUCCAAAAGACAAACUAAUGACUGAGGAAAUAUUUGGACCAGUUCUUCCGAUUUAUGUUUACAAAGCUGAUAUGUAUAGAGAUAUAUUAAAAAUGAUUGAUGAAACAAGUAAAUUUGCUUUAACUGGAGCCGUUUUUAGUGAAUCAAGAGAAGUUAUCAGGGAAGUCCAAGAAGUUUUAAGACAAGCUGCUGGUAAUUUUUAUGUCAACGACAAAUGUACAGGGUCAGUGGUUGCUCAACAACCAUUUGGUGGUCGUCGAAUGUCAGGUACCAAUGAUAAACCUGGCUCUUAUCUCAAUAUUUUACCCUGGGUUUCACCAUUGUCUGUAAAAAGAAAUAUCCUGAAACUUAAAGACUGGAAAUAUGACUACAUGAAAUGACCAAGAUACUGGAUAUUCUUGAUGCAAGAAAAUAGUAGAUGUGUAUUUUACCGUUUUAGAUAUAAAUUACCAUAUUUGAUUAUCGUUAUGAACAGUCAAUCUUCAGUUGUCAUGCUUAAUUAUGCGUGAAUUGAUCACCUUUAUAAUUGAAUAUCGUGUUUUUUGGCUGAGGAAUUAAAACCUUUUGUUUAACAUUA